Messenger RNA from Stegodyphus dumicola, 405 nucleotides. RefSeq names its product gastrula zinc finger protein XlCGF8.2DB-like. The record is from RefSeq and is a predicted model, not a curated record. Lineage: Eukaryota; Metazoa; Arthropoda; Arachnida; Araneae; Eresidae.
AUGCAUAUGCUUAUGCACACAAAAGAGAAAAAUCAUGUGUGUGAGGUAUGCAACAAAUCAUUUAUUCGAAAGAGUUGUUUAAGCAACCAUAUUCUUAUUCACACAGGAGAGAAAUCUCAUGCGUGUGAGUCAUUUACUCAAAGAAGUCAUUUAAAAAGCCAUAUACUUAUUCACACAGGAGAGGAACCUCAUGUGUGUGAAUUAUGUAACAAGUCAUUUGUUCGAAAGAGUCAUUUAAAUGGUCAUAUGCUUAAUCACACAGGGGAGAAACCUUAUGUGUGUGAGGUAUGUAAUAAGUCAUUUAGGCGCAAGGAUCAUUUAAAAAGCCACAUGCUUAUUCACACAGGAAAAAAACCUUAUCUCUGUGAGUUUAAACAACCAUAUACUUGUUCGCACAUGAGAUAA